Messenger RNA from Gopherus flavomarginatus (Mexican gopher tortoise), 1372 nucleotides. Its product is annotated as opsin-5-like. NCBI's taxonomy places the organism in Eukaryota, Metazoa, Chordata, Testudines, Testudinidae. Gene Ontology annotation, biological process: G protein-coupled receptor signaling pathway. The record is from RefSeq and is a predicted model, not a curated record. Gene Ontology annotation, molecular function: G protein-coupled receptor activity. The transcript is spliced from 6 exons. Gene Ontology annotation, cellular component: membrane. The coding region runs from base 86 to 1372 and encodes 428 amino acids.
GAGCGAGCAAAAGUUUGGCGCUGCGGAGGACGGGGCUGCCCGGCGGAGGGGCAGGGCGAGGCGCGGAGUAGCCCACGCGGGAAAGAUGGGAAAUGCCUCUGAUUCUUCAGCGUUCACAUCCACCUUAUCAGAGAGAGAAGACCUGAUUUUUGGCACACUCUAUUUGCUCUUUGGCAUAGUUUCUCUCUUUGGAAAUUCCCUGCUCUUGCUGGUGGCCUAUCGGAAGAGAUCUAUGUUGAAGCCUGCUGAAUUCUUCAUUGUGAACCUGGCUAUCAGUGACCUGGGCAUGACGGUGACCCUCUUCCCUUUGGCCACGCCAUCCUUCUUUGCACACAGAUGGCUGUUUAACCAUGCGAUGUGCACAUUCUAUGCAUUCUCCGCCAUGUUCUUUGGCCUCUGCAGUCUUACCAGCCUGACAGUGUUAAGCACGGUUUGCUGCCUGAAGGUCUGUUAUCCAGCAUGUGGCAAUAAGUUCUCUCCCACACACGCUGGUGUCCUGUUACUGUGUGUCUGGGCAUAUGCCCUUGUCUUUGCCAUAGCUCCUCUAGCCAACUGGGGCAGUUAUGGACCAGAGCCCUAUGGGACAGCCUGCUGCCUUAAGUGGAAAGCUUCAACCAGGGAGGCAGUGAUCUAUAUCGUGGCCCUCUUCAUCUUCUGUUACCUCUUCCCUUGCCUUCUGAUCCUCAUCUCCUACUCGCUCAUCCUUUGGACUGUGAAAGUGUCCCGAAGAGCCGUGAAGCAGCACAUAUCACUGCAGAGCAAAGCCAACAGCGUGCACAGCUUGAUUGUAAAGCUAAGCAUUGCUGUGUGCAUUGGAUUUCUGGCUGCUUGGACCCCAUACGCAAUUGUUGCCAUGUGGGCAGCCUUUGGAGAUGCCAGCCAGGUUCCAGUUCUGGCCUUUGCACUCUCUGCUGUUUUUGCCAAGUCCUCAACGACCUACAACCCUCUGGUCUAUCUGCUCUUCAAACCCAACUUCCAGAAGUUCCUCUCCAAAGACCUGUCCCUGCUGCAGGCCAUCUGUGCUGUCAUCUGCUGCAGCCACCAAAGUGUCAUCACACUCCAGUCUUUCCAGACCAGAGAGGGCAGAACCUCUGCCAGGCUCUCCACAGCCUUCCCUGAGUCCCCUGGGGCUUGCAGGAACUGCAACGACACUUUUGAAUGUUUUAGUAACUAUCCCAGGUGCUAUAAGCUCACCCAGCAACCCGACCCUACAGACAGGCCUAAUCUCCUGGCAGACAGGCCUGCUUGCCAGCCGGCUCUGAAAAGGACCGUGCAGGUCAUGGUGCUUGUUACCAGGAAGAAGACGGGAAUGGGGACUACAAGCGUGGCAGGAAAUGUUCUGCCUUCAGACCUUGUGAAAGAUCUUAUCUGA